CCGGUUUGUCUGAUAAUCCCAUUUUGAGAGACAAAUUAAAUUUUUUUAUCUCAGAAGGGCAAAAGGAGAGAUCCCAAAGCGUUUCUAGGGUUUCCUAGGCGAUCCGCCAUGAUUUUGUGUGGAGCUCGGCUGGCUACUCUUCGUCCGUCACCGCUCUUUCUCUCCGCAGUCGUCUUGUUUCUAUGCUUUCUCGGCUCGAGCGAUGUUCUUCUCGCUGCCGCUACCGAUGACGCCCCCCACGACGAUGGUGAAGAUAAGGAACUGGUUAAAUGGCAUCGAAAGUACAAAUAUAGUUGGGCUUACUGCUAGAUUUGGUUCCUCUCUGCCAAGACAUUCUGCUGAAGCCCAUCAAUGGCCCAUUGCUCUUGCCAAUCCCUUCAACUGCUGUGCCAAUCUGACUCCAAAGCUAUCAAAUUCGAUCGUCUUGGCCACUCGUGGAGAUUGCACAUUUACAGCGAAGGCAAUUUUUGCGCAGACAGGUGGUGCAACAGGCUUACUGGUGAUAAAUGAUGAUGAAGAACUUUACAAGAUGGUAUGCAGUGACAACGAUACUUCAAUCGCUAUCACUAUUCCCGUGGUGAUGAUACCAAAAUCAGCUGGAGAUCGGUUAUCGGAUUUGUUGGCUAAUGGAGGGAGAGUGGAAGUCCUCUUAUAUUCUCCGGAACGACCUACUGUGGAUAUAUCCGCAACCUUUUUGUGGUUGAUGGCCGUUGGAACGAUUGUAUGUGCUUCUUUAUGGGCCGAAUUCGUUGCUUGCGAACCCGUUGAAGAGCGAUACAAUCAGUUGGAAUGGAAGGAGCAGACUGAUGCCGGAAUGAUCAACAGGGAAAAUGAGAAAGAAAUUCUGGAGAUUAAUGCCAAGGGAGCUGUAAUUUUUGUAAUUGCAGCAUCAGCAUUUCUCAUGCUGCUGUUCUUUUUCAUGUCCUCCUGGUUUGUUUGGCUGCUGAUUGUCUUGUUCUGCAUUGGCGGCGUGGAGGGAAUGAAUGUUUGCUUAGUAGCACUUUUGUCAAGGGUAUUCAGAAAUUGUGGCCGGAUGACGACACGGCUUCCAAUUUUAGGGGAGGUCCUUGUUCUCUCUGUUGUUAUGCUACCACUGUGUACAGUUUUUGCCGUUUUUUGGGCUGCUAAUCGGCAUGCGUCAUAUGCUUGGAUAAGUCAAGAUAUUCUUGGCAUCUGCUUAAUGAUCACCGUAUUACAAAUGGCCCGCCUACCAAAUAUUAAGGUUGCUUCAGUACUCCUAAGUUGUGCCUUUGUGUAUGAUGUAUUCUGGGUGUUCAUAUCUCCACUUAUAUUUCAUGAAAGUGUUAUGAUUGCAGUUGCUCGUGGCGACAAUAGUGGAGAGACGAUUCCGAUGCUUUUGAGAAUUCCUCGUUUUUUCGAUCCUUGGGGCGGCUAUGAUAUGAUCGGCUUUGGGGACAUACUUUUUCCUGGUCUACUAGUUGCAUUCAGUUACAGAUAUGACAGAGCCAGCAGGAAGGGAAUCCUCAAUGGUUAUUUUCUUUGGCUAACACUUGGAUACGCAUUUGGUCUAUUGCUAACUUACAUUGCUUUGUAUCUUAUGGACGGCCAUGGCCAACCUGCUCUGCUCUAUCUUGUUCCUUGCACAUUAGGACUUAUUGUCAUAUUGGGUUGGAUGAGAGGAGAACUGAGCGAUCUGUGGACUUAUGGGAGGAGUCAGUCAAGAGAUAGGAUUGCUGCAGAUGUUUGAUCACCAUCAUUACAGUUUUUAAUGCAUUUCGUGAUGAUGAUUUGGGAUUUAAUCAUCUCUAAUAUUGUACACAAAUUUAAUUACAAUUUAACACCCCUGUAAAUGUAAAUUUAAAUAUAUUUAUUUAAUUUGACAUAAAUGUACUCCCAUGUAUCAUUCCAAUGUUGGCAAUCAGCUGAUUAUAUUCUGGCUUUUGUUUA
Molecule: messenger RNA, 1908 nt
Organism: Phalaenopsis equestris
Lineage: Eukaryota; Viridiplantae; Streptophyta; Magnoliopsida; Asparagales; Orchidaceae
Product: signal peptide peptidase-like 2
Biological process (GO): membrane protein proteolysis
Cellular component (GO): lysosomal membrane; Golgi-associated vesicle membrane; cytoplasmic side of endoplasmic reticulum membrane
Molecular function (GO): aspartic endopeptidase activity, intramembrane cleaving
Source: RefSeq, a predicted model, not a curated record